GCCAAGGUUUUUCAAAGGCAUAUUUAUAUAUAUAUAUUUAUAAUUAAAAAGAAAAUAAAAAAGAAAAUCAAUAAUGUUGAUGACUCAAAGCUCACUGUUCAGCCCUCCAAUCAAUUUUUCUCUGAAAAAACAUUACAAUGAAACCAAAAAUAUCGCAUUAUUUUCCGGUAAUAAUUUGCGUGAAAAUAAGUUGUCGUUGUCGUCGAGAAAAAAAAUAGGGAAAACUGGUGUUCUUUACAACGGGUAUUCGUAUUUCACUUCACCGUGUCACCCUCUCCAGCUCGAUUUGCCCAAUCAUUUUAACGGUGACGACGACGAUGACGAUGACGUCAGCACGGACGGCAUUGGGAUAGUUGAUUUUUUCCAAGGGAAGAACAUACUUAUUACUGGUGCAACUGGCCUCCUUGGAAAAGUGAUUGUGGAGAAGAUACUAAGAUCAACCCCAGUUGGGAAGAUCUAUUUACUGAUCAAGGCAAAAGACAAGGAUGCUGCUUUUCACAGAUUAACAAAUGAGAUUAUAGAUUCGGAUUUGUUCAAAUGUCUGAAAGACGAACACGGGGAAUCUUACGAAGCCUUUGUAAGAGAAAAACUGAUACCCGUCGUCGGAGAUAUAUGCGAACCAAACAUGGGAUUGGAUUCCGAUUCUGCUGACGCACUCAGGAAAGAUGUACACGUUGUUAUCCAAUCUGCUGCUAGCACAACCUUAAACGAGAGAUAUGACGUGUUAAUUGAGGCAAACGUGACCGCGCCUCAAAGAGUGAUGAGAUUUGCCAAGACAUGCAAAAACCUCAAACUCUUUGCCCAAAUUUCAACUGCAUAUGUUAACGGAAGAAGAGAAGGGGUAAUGCUGGAAGAUCCGCUGAUUAUGGGAGACAACAGAAGAAAGGAGGAUUGUGAUGCGAAUAUUCCUCGUCUAGAUAUAGCUGAUGAGAUAAACUUGGCUCUUAAAUCUUGUAGCGCUGCCGCAUCGGAUUAUGACGUCACAAAAGACUUGAAAAAGCUUGGCCUAGAAAGGGCAGAGUUGUUUGGAUGGUACAAUACAUAUCACUUGACAAAGGCAAUGGGAGAGAUGGUGUUGAAUGAAAUAAGAGGAGAUGUGCCUGUGCUUAUAAUCAGGCCAACUGUUAUCGAGAGUAGCUUUAAAGAACCUGUCCCUGGAUGGAUACAAGGCAAUAGGAUGUUUGAUCCCGUGAUAAUUUCUUAUGGAAAAGGACAACUUCCAGCCUUCUUCGGAAAUCCUGAAGUGACUAUGGAUAUUAUACCAGUGGACAUGGUGGCAAAUACAACGAUUGCAGCUAUAGCAAAGGAAGCAAAUAAAAAUAAGCCACAAUUGAAUGUGUACCACGUGGCAUCUAGUAAUAGGAAUCCCCUCAAAUAUACGGACUUUUUCGAGUAUCUCUACGAGUAUUUCAAUUCGUCACCUUUGGUCGAAUCUCAAAAUAUCUCCCGAAUCGAGUAUUUCAGUGAUUUCAACGAUUUCUCCGAAUACACGCGUGGCGAAAUUUCACAACAGCUAGAGACAAAUAAUGUAGUGGGAGACGAACAUGGUAAUGUAAUUCGAAAGGCCCAAAAUAAAUGCCGAGCCAGAGUUGCGUACGCGCAACAACUAUGCAAGAUGUACGAAUUCAUCGGUUUCUUUAACGCAAGAUUUGACACGAGAAAUACGGAAAAGUUAGUGAAGGAAAUGUCGAAAGAGGAGAGAAUUAACUUUGAAGUAGAUGUGAUGAAUAUAGACUGGAGAAAAUAUUUUCAAGAAAUUCAUAUCCCUGGUGUGAAGAAACAUAUAAUUAAUGGGACAAGAGCAUCUAUUUAAUAUAUAUAUAUAUAUAUAUAU
Erythranthe guttata (spotted monkey flower) is the source of this 1834-nucleotide messenger RNA. RefSeq names its product fatty acyl-CoA reductase 2, chloroplastic. Gene Ontology annotation, biological process: long-chain fatty-acyl-CoA metabolic process; suberin biosynthetic process. NCBI's taxonomy places the organism in Eukaryota, Viridiplantae, Streptophyta, Magnoliopsida, Lamiales, Phrymaceae. Gene Ontology annotation, cellular component: intracellular membrane-bounded organelle. The record is from RefSeq and is a predicted model, not a curated record. Gene Ontology annotation, molecular function: alcohol-forming very long-chain fatty acyl-CoA reductase (NADP+) activity.